CCCCCUGCUCCCACCCCGGCAGACCCCGGCUGGGCCUCCAUCAGCAGGGGGGUGCUGGUAUGUGACGAGUGCUGCAGCGUGCAUCGGAGCCUGGGCCGCCACAUUUCCAUCGUCAAGCACCUUCGCCACAGCGCCUGGCCCCCCACGCUGCUGCAGAUGGUGCACACGCUCGCCAGCAACGGGGCCAACUCCAUCUGGGAGCACUCCCUGCUGGACCCCGCGCAAGUGCAGAGCGGCCGGCGCAAAGCCAACCCCCAAGACAAAGUCCACCCCAUCAAGUCAGAGUUCAUCAGGGCCAAGUACCAGAUGCUGGCGUUUGUGCACAAGCUUCCGUGCCGGGACGAUGACGGGGUCACUGCCAAAGACCUCAGCAAGCAACUGCACUCGAGCGUGCGGACGGGCAACCUGGAGACGUGUCUGCGCCUGCUGUCCCUGGGGGCCCAGGCCAACUUCUUCCAUCCAGAGAAGGGCACCACACCUCUGCAUGUGGCUGCCAAGGCGGGGCAGACACUGCAGGCUGAGCUUCUUGUAGUGUAUGGGGCUGAUCCCGGCUCCCCUGAUGUCAAUGGCCGCACACCCAUUGACUACGCCAGGCAGGCGGGGCACCACGAGCUGGCGGAAAGGCUAGUCGAGUGCCAGUACGAGCUCACUGACCGGUUGGCCUUCUAUCUCUGUGGACGCAAGCCGGAUCACAAGAAUGGGCAUUACAUCAUCCCACAGAUGGCUGACAGAUCUCGGCAAAAGUGCAUGUCUCAGAG
This is a messenger RNA of Leptonychotes weddellii (Weddell seal), 758 nucleotides long. NCBI's taxonomy places the organism in Eukaryota, Metazoa, Chordata, Mammalia, Carnivora, Phocidae. The record is from RefSeq and is a predicted model, not a curated record.